Drosophila pseudoobscura is the source of this 1776-nucleotide messenger RNA. It is a transcript of the gene rost, whose product is annotated as rolling stone. The transcript has 4 exons. The coding region runs from base 459 to 1286 and encodes 275 amino acids. Gene Ontology annotation, cellular component: membrane. NCBI's taxonomy places the organism in Eukaryota, Metazoa, Arthropoda, Insecta, Diptera, Drosophilidae. The record is from RefSeq and is a predicted model, not a curated record.
CGUUUCGGCUCGGGUUCGGGGCUCCCUGCUCGAGCGAUCGACCGAUCGGUGGGUUUCCGUAUACCAUAUCGAUCCCCCAGUAGUCGUGUCCGAGUGCGCGUGCCAAGUGGAGCUACUAUUUGCUAAUUGCUCCGUCUCUCAGCUACUGCUAACUUACCCUCAGUCCACCCGUCUCGACAGGGUUUAGUGCUGUUUCAAGAUCACUGCCGCGACUCCAACAUCAUCGUUUCCCCCUUUUAUAUAUCGCAUUCUCUCUUUAUCUCUCUCUCUUUGUGUAUCUCUCCUUCUUUCUCCCGUUGGUGUUCGUGUGAGUCGUAAACAUAACUCAAAGCUCUGGUUAAGUCAGACAGGGGAAAAAGCCUUUUCGGGUUCGACAGCCAGUUGCCGGCUAUACGCGACUCCCGUCGGAGCUCUCUUCCUCAAAAUUCUGUUCCGCGAUACAAUAAAAACAUAAAAAUAUGCAACUUUUCGAUGACUUCUGCAAGAGCUUCAACAAGGAACUGCAGCGGGAGAAUUUCGGCUUCGCAUACAAACGCGUACAUUUGUUCUACCGAUCGCAGUGGCAGAAGGAUGACAGCAACGCACUCUACCUGCUCUAUCGAUGGAUAUGGGCCCUGUUCUUCCUGGGCGUCUAUAUCAUGUGCAUUAUUGUGCAGUUCUGCGAUGGAAAGUUCUUCAUUUACAUGACUAACUGGGGAUAUGGUCUGUGCACCAUCACCAUGCUCAUUGCCGCAGUGCAGGUCACCUGUUGGCACUACGAUCUGUGGAAUACUCGGAGUCUAGUGCAGGAGUCUGGAAACAAAACGGACACCACCAGGGGGCUGAAGAUCUACUGGUGGCUGUACAAUAUGACCAUAUCGCUGGCAUUGAUCAUUUCCACAGUGUACUGGGUCUUCCUGCAUGGCAAGAUGAAUAAACCCAUGCGUUUUCCGGCCAUUAGCGUUAUUACCCAUGGACUGAACACGGUGAUGAUGCUGAUCGACUUCCUGGUCGUGGCAUUUCCGCUGAGGCUCCUGCAUGUGGUCUACAGCAUGGCUCUGGCAAUUCUGUUCUUUGUCUUCACCCUCAUCUACCAUUUCUGUGGGGGCACAGAUGAAUUUGGCAAUCCCUAUGUGUAUCCCAUAUUGGAUUGGAACAAUCCCACUCGCUGUCUGGUGACAUUUGUGGGCAUCUUUGUGCUGAUCAUGUGCUACUGGCUCCUGCUCUUCGGCCUCUACAAGCUGAAGAGAAUGUUCAAUAGGGCCUUCAGUGUGGUGUGGACACCGCAUGCCGUUGGUCUCAUAUGAGGACCGUCAAUAUCACCCCGCACAUAUAACAAUAUACAAGUAUCACCAGCAUUAUACAACCGUCACGUUUAUAUAGCACAUCGUCACUCACACACAUACAUAUCUAUAGUAUGGCGAGACACUCUUAGACAUUCGCAUGCAUUUAUUUAUGUCUAGUAUUUGAUACAAUAAGUUUUAAUCAUCUGGUUCCUUAAUGUCGAAGCUACAUUUAUCAAUUGGUUUAGUUAGGAUAGUAAAAAGUCAAAGAUCUUGUUACUAUAAGAAUGGCAUAGUAUAUAGAUAUGAAAAUUGUUGAAAAUACUCUAUGCAUUUGGUAUGAUUCUGAUGACCCAAGCAAAAAAUAUUGUGAGAAAUUUGAAAUUGUAUAAAGAUGAAAUAGCAAACACAUAAGAUAUAAGAAAUAACAUCGAAAUACAUAGAAAACACAGCUGACAAGAUUUUAGUGAAGAUUAUAUAAGAAUAUUGAAAAUAAAAAAUGUCCUUUAACGAA